Manihot esculenta (cassava) is the source of this 1343-nucleotide messenger RNA. RefSeq names its product phosphoenolpyruvate carboxylase kinase 2. Gene Ontology annotation, biological process: protein autophosphorylation; peptidyl-serine phosphorylation; intracellular signal transduction. The record is from RefSeq and is a predicted model, not a curated record. The coding region runs from base 63 to 893 and encodes 276 amino acids. NCBI's taxonomy places the organism in Eukaryota, Viridiplantae, Streptophyta, Magnoliopsida, Malpighiales, Euphorbiaceae. The transcript has 2 exons. Gene Ontology annotation, cellular component: cytoplasm; nucleus. Gene Ontology annotation, molecular function: calcium/calmodulin-dependent protein kinase activity; calcium-dependent protein serine/threonine kinase activity; ATP binding.
GAUUUCCAAACUAUACUCAAACCAAUCCAGCCAAACCAAAACCCCCUACCGAUCACCGGAAAAUGUGCGACACCUUGAAGAACAACUACCACAUCUGCGAGGAGAUUGGCCGCGGCCGAUUUGGCACAAUCUCUCGCUGCUUCUCCCCCGUCAAGAACGAAUUCUUCGCCUGUAAAAUCAUCGACAAGAACCUCCUCACCGAUACCACUGACCGCGAGUGUCUCCAGAACGAAGCCAAGAUCAUGACAAUCUUGUCUCCGCAUCCAAACAUUGUUCAGAUCCACGACAUCUAUGAAACCGAUGACUCCCUCACCAUGGUCAUGGAGCUCUGCGAGCAGUACACUCUCUAUGACCGGAUUAUCAACAGUAAUGGCGGUUUGUGCGAGGGGGAAUCAGCAUCCAUUAUGAAACAGUUGUUAAAUGCGAUUGCUCAUUGUCAUAGAUUCAAUAUAGUUCACAGGGACAUCAAGCCAGAUAACAUAUUGUUCGACUCGCGAAACAGGGUGAAAUUGGCGGAUUUUGGGUCGGCUGACUGGCUUGGAGAGGUAGGGACAAUUAGUGGUGUGGUAGGAACGCCGUAUUAUGUGGCGCCGGAGGUGGUGAUGGGAAGGGAGUACAAUGAGAAAUCCGAUGUGUGGAGUGCUGGCGUCGUUUUAUAUGUGAUGUUGGCCGGGAUCCCGCCGUUUUACGGGGAGACGGUAGAGGAGAUAUUCGAAGCGGUUAUUAGAGGGAAUCUGAGGUUUCCGCCAAAGCUUUUUAGGACGGUUUCUUCUUCCGCGAAGGAUCUGUUGAGAAAGAUGAUCUGUAGAGAUGUUUCACGGCGAUUCUCAGCUGAACAAGCUCUAAGGCACCCAUGGAUUGUAAACGGAGGAGAGACAAUUUCAGUGGACUAAUCUGCCCUCAAUAAAAGCAAGAAAAUACAACUGAAAAAAAAAAAUAGCUUAUCACUGUGUACAUAUACGUCUACGUAUCAGCCCUCUAAGAUUCCAUGUGUCCUCUGCGCAACACAAACCGCCAUGACCUAUCCUUCCAGGUUUCAGUUUUGAUAAAGAAGAAAUCGACAAAAGCGUCACAUGACUGGCUCUUCUACCGAGAAAAGUUUCAUCACUGUUUGUUUUUCUUUUUUUCAAUUUGAGAAUCUGAGAGAGUACAUAUAUGUAUAAAGAAAUAAAAAUAAAACAGAGAGAAACCCAUCUUUCCCCGCUUUUGCCCUGUUUUUUGGGCCGAGGAAGUGAGAAAGCUGACUAGUUUGUAUUGAGAGUAAAUUGCUUUUGCUUUUAUGUAAGCAUCUCGUCUUGUGUACGAGUUUUGAAAUUUUGGAUUUCUUUUUUCGAUUUUGUUAA